AAACUUCUCUAUAUAUAUCUUCAAGAAUCGCUAAUUUUCUGUUGCAAUUCUCUCUCAAUAACUGCAUUCAGUUUAAAGAGAAAGAUCUCUUCAUUUUUGAAGCUACAUUGAUCAUUUCUUAGUCAGCUGCACUUCUUCUACUUCGUUUGGGUAUCUCUGUUGUGUUCUCUUUCAACCCAUUAAUGGUGUUGAUGUGAGAACAGAGGUGGGGUUGUUGAACUUUUUAUUUUUUUUGGGCAUUUCUGGUUUCUGGGUGUAGUGUUGAUUGAUAUUCACGGACUUCUACUCUGUUUGUGUGCGUCAGUUGGAUUUUUUGAUCGAGAUUGAAGUUUCAUCGGAAUUCAGGGAAAUUGAAUUUGGGUUUUUCUGCUAGUGUUGAAAUAUUGGAGUUUUGGGGUACAUUUCUACAUUUUCGAUCAGCUAUUAGCUAUACAUUUUAUAGUUGUUUUUUUUUGAGUUUAAGAAGGAAAUGCACGAUGGUUUCUUGGCUGGAUAGGACUGUAUCAGCUUGUUGCCAACCUUUAGGUCGAUAUAUCGGUUUGAGCAGCAGUGAAGAUGGUGUACUGGGAGGUGAAGAUUACCCAUUGCUAUGGUAUAGAGACCUUGAGAAACAUUCAUGUGGCGAGUUCUCGUUUGCUGUGGUACAGGCUAAUCAAGUAUGCGAAGAUUAUGGCCACGUUGAACCAGGUCGUGAAGGUACCUUUGUUGGGGUUUAUGAUGGCCAUGGUGGCCUUGAUGCUUCAAGAUUUGCCUGUGAUAACCUUAGCCGCCAUUUAAUAACGCUUGCUCGAGAAAAAGGAACAAUAGAUAAAGAAGUUCUUAAUAAUGCCUUCGCUGCAACUGAAGAUGGCUUCCUUUCUAUUGUGGAAAGGGAAUUUCAUGAUGAUCCAGAAAUUGCGUCAACGGGGAGCUGCUGUCUGGUUGGUGUUAUCUGGAAAAGGAGAUUAUAUGUAGCUAACCUGGGUGACUGUAGAGCAGUAUUAGGUCAAACAGGAAUAUUCAAUAGGAUUUUUGCUAAGCAAUUGACUAAUGAUCAUAAUGUCAGGAUCAAGGAGGUCAGGGAUGAACUGAGAGCUCUGCACCCAGACGAUCCAAACAUUGUGACUUAUGUCAGAAGAACAUGGCGUGUUAAAAGCAUUAUACAGGUAACUAGAGCAAUUGGAGAUGCAUUUCUGAAGAAGCCAGAAUUUGCUAUUGGUGCAAUUCCUCUUAAGCGGCCAGUACUAAGAGCUGAUCCAUCUUUCUGUUCAAGAAACUUACAACCAUGCGAUAAAUUUGUUAUAUUUGCUUCUGAUGGGCUGUGGGAUCUCUUAAGCAAUCAAGAGGCUGUAAAAAUUGUGCAUGCCUACCCUAGACAGGGCAUAGCUAGAAGACUUGUUCUAUCAGCCCUAAAUGUGGCUGCACGUGCAAGAAAGUUGAAGUGCGAUGACCUUAUGAAUUAUGACAAAGGUGUCAGGAGGGCCUUUCAUGAUGAUAUAACAGUCGUAGUCAUCUUUAUAGAUCACGAGAAGCUGAAUGACAAAUUAACUGCGCCUGGAAUGUCAGUUCGAGGAUAUGUAGACACUCAUCGACCAUCAGAUUUUAACAUUGAGCAAGAGGUUGCUACAGAGACUGAACACACAGAGACUGAAUCCACAGAGACUGAAUCCACAGGGACUGAACCCACAGGGACUGAACCCACAGAGACUGAAGCCACAGGGAUCGAACGCUCAGAGACCGAACCCACAAAGACCGAACCUACAGGGACUGAACCCACAGAGACCGAAUGCUCAGAGACUGAACACACAGAGACCGAACCCACAGGGACUGAAGUCGCAGAGACCGAACCCACAAAGACUGAACUCACAGUGACAGUAUAACAAGUUGUUUGCAGUUGUUCUUUUGUAGGGAAGCCUGGAUCUCCCAUUUUGAUAUACAGUCCAGAUGAACAGCAAGACUAUUAGGUUACCCAUAUGCCACCACCAUCCAAAUUUUUGAAUGUACAAAGACAUGCUGAGAAAACUGUCUCCUAUUGUUUGUUUACCACAAUAUCUGUCAAUGUAAGGCCAUAAACACAUUCUGUUUCAAGAUGUAUACACAUGAACCCCACAAUCUUGCCUUUUGAAGAUUUCUUGCUUGUUCUA
This is a messenger RNA of Solanum lycopersicum (tomato), 2123 nucleotides long. Its product is annotated as probable protein phosphatase 2C 43. NCBI's taxonomy places the organism in Eukaryota, Viridiplantae, Streptophyta, Magnoliopsida, Solanales, Solanaceae. The record is from RefSeq and is a predicted model, not a curated record. Gene Ontology annotation, molecular function: protein serine/threonine phosphatase activity; cation binding. Gene Ontology annotation, biological process: peptidyl-threonine dephosphorylation.